Molecule: messenger RNA, 2013 nt
Organism: Microdochium trichocladiopsis
Lineage: Eukaryota; Fungi; Ascomycota; Sordariomycetes; Xylariales; Microdochiaceae
Exons: 3
Coding region: 1-2013 (670 amino acids)
Biological process (GO): transmembrane transport
Cellular component (GO): membrane
Molecular function (GO): transmembrane transporter activity
Source: RefSeq, a predicted model, not a curated record
AUGUGGGCCGCCGCUGUGAAUCCCUGUCCACUCAUCCACCACACAACGAGCCCCCUCCUCCCCAGCAAUCCUUAUCUCCGCACCCUCAUCAUCUUCCAUCGCACACACCCAGCCGCCCACGUCGAGCGCGCCGCUGUCUAUGUACCGGCCCGCAAAGAGCUGCAUGACAUGAGCGGCCGUGGCACCGCCGGCAUGCCAGCCGGCGUCUCUGCACUGCCCCCCCAGCGCUCCCGGCCUGCCUCCACAUUCGCACUCCUCGCCCUUUUGCUCCUCGUCCAGCUCGCCACGAGCCUCUACCAGCUGCCUCUGGUCCGCCUAGUCGAGCGGCGCCUCUGCCGCGACUUCUAUGACGGCUCAAAAGAUGCCCACAAUGGCGACGAUAUCGACGAGAGCCUGUGCAAGGUGGACGAGGUCCAGCAGCACCUUGCCUGGAUCCUCGGGGCCAUGGAGACGGCUUGGAUCGUCGGAGACUUUGUCAUGGCCAUACCGCUAGGUUUCGUUGCUGAAAGGUUUGGCCAGAGAGCCGUGUUGUGGCUCACCCUUGUGCCCAGGCUGUUUAUGCUGGCCUGGGCCCCCAUCGUGGGACUUGAGUUUGGCGAGAGGUUGCCCAUAGCGGCGGUCAUUGUUGGUCCCUUGCUGUCCUUUCUUGGUGGUGAUUGUGUGUUUGGCUCCAUCACAUACAGCCUUGCCGCCGGAUCAACUCAUGACUACGUAGCUCGAGCAUCAUUAUUCGGCUACAUGAGCUCAGUGAGCUACAUAACGAACUUACUGGGUCCGGGCCUUGCUAGCGCCACAAUGGGCACAGCCUUGUGGCUACCCUUUGUCAUUGGCAUCAUUCUCCUGCUGCUCGCUGUUCCAGCUAUCAGUCUGUUGCCGGGUGGGGGCUCACAAUCUUUGACCGCGGCCAAGCCUAAUCAUGCUUUCUCCCAUACAGAGGAACGCGCAGAUGAGCAGCAGCCGUUCCUUCCAUCGUCACCGCUCCUCAAAGCCGCUCGCUCUCAAGAAGGUACUGGACCUUCAGCGACAUCGACGGUUCGGAGCACAUGGGUUCGCACCAAAGCACACAUUUACACUCUGCGCGCCACAUUCCUCCCAGAGCACUCCCAGCUCGGGAAUGGCCAGAACCUGCCGCUCCUAAUGGCCAGCUUCUUCCUCACCUCUCUGGCCAGCUCCGACACGAAGCUUCUCCCACAGUACAUGUCGAAACGAUACGGAUGGCGCUUUGUGGACGUUGGGUAUCUCUUGUCUUGCAAGGCUGUUGUCAAUUUCGUCCUGCUAGUGUUCAUUGUCCCUCGGGUGCUCAAGCAUAGUCGCCACGAGGACAAUGGCCAGGCCGGCUUUGAGAGGGACGAAGAUUAUCCUCAUCUCGUCGAUCAUGCCCAAGACUCCUCUCGACAACCUGGUUCCGAUUUGCAAGCGGAGGCAAACAUCAGCAGCAGUAGGAGAGAAACCAAGACGAACGUCUUCCACGCUCGGGUCUGCCUCGCAGUAUCCCUCCUCGGCGCGCUACUCAUAGCCUCUGCUGGCUCGAUUACUGUGCUCUUCCCAGCACUGGGCGUAUAUGCCUUGGGUUCUGCUCUGCCGGUCUUCACGUUUUCGCUGCUCAAGUCACCGUUCAUCGUACCUGCUCCUGGUGUACAAACCUCCACUGAUGAGGCGGAUACAGCGACCUCCAGCGUGGCUCCCUCGUCCGCCGUGCUUGGUGCAGCCAGCAUAACACCCCAGCAGAGAACGGGCGACCUGGAUGGGAAUGGUGAUGCAAGUUCUGACCACCAGGGUUCACACUUCAGUGAUGGAAACGCCAACACAAGCAACACUGAGACGCAGCUUUUUGCUGUCGUCAUGAUGGUCAAGACACUGGGCUCCCUUCUGGGGGCGCCCCUCAUGGCCACAUUAUGGGUGCGGGGCAUCUCGAUCGGAGGCGGCGCUCUGGGCAUUCCAUAUCUUGUUAGCUCAGCAUGUUACGGAGCCGCCAUCGGAGUGUUUGCGUUUAUCUCGGUUGACGCUAGGUGA